Messenger RNA from Culicoides brevitarsis, 2964 nucleotides. RefSeq lists its product as uncharacterized. The coding region runs from base 1 to 2964 and encodes 987 amino acids. The transcript has 6 exons. Lineage: Eukaryota; Metazoa; Arthropoda; Insecta; Diptera; Ceratopogonidae. The record is from RefSeq and is a predicted model, not a curated record. Gene Ontology annotation, molecular function: metal ion binding.
AUGGAUUCAUUUAAUUUGAUUGCUUCCGUAACUUUGAACGAAGAAAUUGUCGUUGAAAGUUACAAGUCUGAGACAGGAUUUACUUUAAUUUUGGCUCGCAUGAAAGGACCUGUUAUUCACACUUAUUUCGUGAUUCCUACUGAACGGCAUGAUAAUCAAGCUGUAGCUUUUACGUUAGAAGAACUGAUUUUUAAAGGUUUUAAUCGAGUUUCUCAACAAGGAUUCGUUCAUAAAAUUUCAAACAAAUAUAGAUAUCAGACGAAAAUACAAGACCAUGCAUGUUAUGUGCUAGACAUGGCAUGUAAUGAAGGAAUAACAAAUCUAUUACCUGUGUAUUUGGAUCAUAUUUUAUUCCCUUUGCCUUUAGCGGAAAUUGACAAUAUUGAUCAAAACGAAGGAAUAAUUACUCCAAGGCUGCUUAUUGAAGAACAUGAUUGCAAUGCGAUGAUAAUACGUGAAGUUUACCGCCAUCUAUAUCCAGAAACUGAUUUUUUGUUAGAAGUACUUUCUAUGAAGAAGGAUUGUAGCAUUGAAGAGAUUCGAGAUUACCAUACAAAACAUUACGCUCCAGCUAAUACAACAAUUUUCAUAGCUGGACCAAUUGAACCUGAUGAAAUUUUUACUUCACUUCAGGAUUUAGAAACAAAGAUCAAGAGUGAAGAGCGAGAGAGCUUUGAAAGAUCUUUUAACACUGAAAUAACUCCUCUUGAAGAGAAUAUUGUUAAAACGAUAGAAUAUCACAGUGAAGAAGAGUCAACAGGUUUUGUAUGUCUUGCUUGGAGAGGACCAAACAUCAUCACAGAAUAUGAAAAUUUUAUUGCGUGUAAAAUCCUAAUGAAAUAUUUAUGUGGUAAUUCAAUUAGUCCCAUUCAACGUUUAAUGCUGGAAAUUGAAAAUCCAUUAGCAAGUCAUAUUUCAUAUCAAUUUAUCGAGUGUUUAGAAGUAAUAAUGUUGAUUAAUUUAAGUGGCAUCAAUUUAGAUAGAAUAUCAGAAGUCGAUGAGAAACUAAUGGAGGUUUUGAACGGAAUAGUUGAAGAGGGGAUUGACAUGAAACGAAUGGAAACAAUAGUCAAAUCAGAGCUAAUAGAAUUCCAAAAUAGCUUAGAAAGAAAUCCAUACUUGACAGUUUUUGAAAAACUUUUACCUACAAUGAUUUAUGCUGAAGAAACUGCGAACGAAGAAAUGAUUCAAAAACGACUAUGCUCCGAAGAUCAAUUUGCUGAAAUGCUUGAAAAACCAAACGAAUACUGGAUUGAGAUUUUACUACAAUACUUUAUCAGUGGAAAACAUGUUACUAUUGAAGCGAUUCCUAGUACAGAAAAGUUAGAAACAUCAACUGAAGAACAAGAAGAAGAACAACCUCUAAAUGACCUUGAAGAUUUAUUGAUUGAAACUCAAAGUAAUGAAGAUCCAAUCAGUGAAAAAGAAGAACCUUCUCCAGAUGAAACAACUUCAGACCCUGAUGGUUUCCUAUGGAGCCUUCGAUACUGCUCUUCAAAAGGUUCAAAUCCUCCAAAUAUUAAUUUACAAAAGAUGCCAUUUUACACAGAAGCGUAUGACUUAUCCACCAGCUUUGUUCAUUUAAGUUUGACCAUUAACACAGAUUCUGUUCCAACUGAUCUUCGAUUGUACCUGCCGCUGUUCAUUGAACUACUGAUCAAAAGUCCAAUUGAAAUAGAUGAUGAAAUAGUUUCCUUAGAUGAAAUCACUUCAUUGAUGGAAGAAGAUUUGAUUUCAGUUUCAACCAACAUUGGUAUUCAAUCCGUUGAAGUUCCACAAAGUUUCCUUCCUUAUUCAAAUCAUCUUCAACUAUCGAUGCAAGUUCAAAUGGAAAAGUAUGAAAGCGGAAUCAACUGGUUGCACAAACUUUUGCACAAAUCAACUUUCGUUCAAGAUCGAAUCAAAAGUUGCUGUAUGAAACUCUUGAACCAAAUGGUUGAAACCAAGCGAAAUAACAGGAUCAUUUGUCGUCAAAUCAUUGAUGCGAUGUUCUAUGAUCCAACAAGUAACAUUCGUUUACAUUCAAUCCUAAAGCAACAACAAUUUCUGAGCGAAGUUUUAUCCAGAAUUGAAGAAGAUCGAACCGAAGAGAUCAUUGAACAACUAAACCUUUUACGUGACAUUUUGUUGAACCCAAAUAACAACAUUUCGGUUCAUAUAGCAACUGAUUGGAGCAAACUAUCAAGUUUUGAAAUAGAUCUUCUUGAACCUUGGACCAACGCAUUUCCACAAAUUGAACUUGAUGACGUUCCAAAGAAACUUUAUGUUCUCCCGGAUUUUGUGUUCUUUGAACUUCUAGCUUUGCCAGAAGAGGUUAAUGGAGUUAUCAUUGGUCGAAGUUCGUCUCAAAGUUCGCAUCUUUUUCAAGCAGUUCGUAGCAUCAACGAUUACCGUGAUACUGAUUUGCCUGCUUUGAUAGUUUUGUUAGAAUAUUUGACACAACCUGAAAGCGCAAUUUAUCGUAGUUUGAAAAGCAAAGGUUUGGCGUGUGAUUUUUCCAUUAAUGUUUAUCCCAAUGAAGGACUUCUUGUUUUGAGUGUUUUGAAGUCGAAGCAUAUAGUUCAAACAUAUCAUUUAAUAAAAGCAAUCAUUGAAAAGCAUUUAGAAGAAACUUUUGAACUCAGUGAACGCCAUCUUGAAAUUGCAAAGAAUUCAGCACUGUACAAUGCUGUGAAUAGUGAAGGCACAAUAGCUCAACUUGUGAUGCGAUCUAUCAUAGUUGGUUUUCAGGAGGUUCCAUAUGAUUGGAAUAAAGUUUUUAUCAAGAAGCUUCAAAGAGUAACUGUUGAAGACUUAAAGGAAGUUGGACAGAAGCAUUUAAUGAAUUUAUUAAGUGCAGAUUCUCGUGUAGCAUGUAUUUGUCCUUUAGAGAAAACAGAAGAAAUUCAAAGUGGUCUAAAUGAGUUGGGAAUGAAUCUUCAAGUUGAACCGUCUUUGAACGAAAGUAUUUUGGCAAAUUUUUAA